This is a messenger RNA of Myotis davidii, 5327 nucleotides long. RefSeq names its product family with sequence similarity 13 member A (gene FAM13A). The record is from RefSeq and is a predicted model, not a curated record. The transcript has 23 exons. Gene Ontology annotation, biological process: signal transduction. Bases 104 to 3154 code for a protein of 1016 amino acids. Lineage: Eukaryota; Metazoa; Chordata; Mammalia; Chiroptera; Vespertilionidae.
UUUUCAAAUCAAAGCAUCUCCACUGGGUGGAAUUUCAGUAUUUUGCUGUCAUUUUGAUGUUUGCAUCUGGGCUUCAUCUGUUCUACUAGCCACUUCUGCGAGGAUGGGGGCAGGAGCUCUCGCCAUCUGUCAAAGUAAAGCUACAGUUCGGCUGAAAGAAGACAUGAAAAAGAUAGUGGCAGUGCCACUAAGUGAGCAGAAGAAUUCUACCUAUACGAAGUUAUUUGGCGUCAGCCUCCAAGACCUUCAACAGCAGGGACUCACUGUGAAUGGCAUUCCAGUUAUAGUGGGGAAUAUAGUGGAGUACUUGAUGAAGAAUGGACUCACCCAGGAAGGCCUUUUUAGGGUGAAUGGCAACAUGAAGGUGGUGGAGCAGCUGCGCCUGAAGUUCGAGAGCGGCGUGCCCGUGGAGCUCCGGGAGGACGGCGACGUGUGUGCAGCGGCCAGUCUGUUAAAGCUCUUCCUGAGGGAGCUGCCCGAGAGUGUGAUCCCCGCAGCCUUGCGUCCUCGGUUCCUUCAGCUCUUUCAGGAUGACACAAAUGAUGCUCAGGAGAAUAGCUUAAGAGCCUUAAUAAAAGAGCUGCCAGACACCCACUACUGCCUCCUCAAGUACCUCUGCCAGUUCUUGACAAAGGUAGCCGAGCACCAUGUGCAGAAUCGCAUGAAUGUCCACAAUCUCGCCACUGUGUUUGGGCCCAAUUGCUUUCAUGUGCCACCUGGGCUUGAAUGCAUGAAAGAGCAAGACCUCUGCAACAAGAUAAUGGCUACAAUACUAGAAAAUUACAAUACCCUGUUUGAAGUAGAACACACAGGAAAUGAUAACCAGAGUUGUGAAAACCCAACGAAGCUUAUCAUCGUAAAAGAGGCCAGUUAUAAGAACUCCACACCCAUCCUUCUAACAAAAGACUUAGAAAGAGAUGUGCAAAAACCAUCUCCAAAAACCAAGAUCCCAAAGUCCAAGAGUGAGGGGUCUCUUCAGGUCCACAGGGUACCACAGCUCGAGCGAUGUGAUGGUAUUGCUCAGGUCAGCCUGCGGCUAAGUCGUAGAAAACCCGGCUGGGGUGACAUGAAUUCAGCAGAGGACGCUAGUGGGGCCAAGUUGGUAUCCAGUUCACAGGAGGAUGAAAGACCUCUGUCACCUUUCUAUUUGAGUGCCCGUGUAUCCCAAGUCAGCAGCGUUUCAACCACAGGAGAACUCUUAGAAAGAACUAUCCGGUCAGCUGUGGAGCAGCAUCUUUUUGAUGUUAGUAGCUCUGGUGCCCAAAGCUCAGAGGACUCAGAAUCUGGAACAUCCCUAGCCCCUUCCACCGCAUCCGCCAGGCAGCGCCGCCGCCAGUCCAAGGAGCAGGAUGAGGUUCGACAUGGCAGAGACGUGGGACUCAUCAACAAAGAAAAUAUUCCUUCUGGGCUCAGCAACCUUGAUGAUUGUAUUUUGAAUGCUCAGGAAGUGGAAAAUUUACAUGAAAAUACUUCUGGCUAUAUAGGAGAAAGGAGCAAACCUAAACGCCAGAAAUCCAGUUCCAAACUUUCUGAUCUCAAUGAAAAUCAAGAUUAUCUUGUGAAUAUGGGAAGUCUCAACUCCACCCCAUCUCAUGAGAGUGCUAGAACUGAUCAUAUUGAACUGAUGUCUGAUGACAGGAAAGAAAAUGAAAAAGACAGUGGCCACAGCCAGCAUUUUGAGAGCCCCACGAUGAAGAUCCAGGAGCACCCCAGCAUCCCUGACACCAAACUGCAGAGGACUCCUGAUGCCGACACCCCGCAGGAGAGCUUCGUCCUGGAGGUGCCCCGUCUGGACCUGACCGCCUUGUGUGAGGAGAAGAGCUGGGCAGAUCCCAUGCCUGCUUUGUCCUCAUGGCAGCAGGAGAACGGGGACUCUGAUGAUGCUCCCCUCUCCCCACCAGUCGGGGAUCUCAUUCGUCAGCUUCUGGAUGAAGAUAGCGACCCCAUGAUCUCUCCUCGGUUCUACUCGUAUGGACAGAGUAGGCAAUACCUGGAUGACACAGAAGUGCCUCCUUCUCCUCCAAAUUCCCACUCUUUCAUGAGGCAACGGAGCUGCUCUCUGGGGUCCUACGAUGACGAACACGAGGACCUGACACCUGCCCAGCUCACACGAAGGAUUCAGAGUCUUAAAAAGAAGAUCCGGAAGUUUGAGGACAGAUUCGAAGAAGAGAGGAAGUACAAACCCUCCCACAGCGACAAAGCAGCCAAUCCUGAGGUUCUGAAGUGGACAAACGACCUUGCCAAAUUCCGGAAACAACUAAAAGAGUCAAAACUAAAGAUAUCUGAAGAGGACCUAACCCCCAGGCUGCGGCAGCGAAGCAACACACUCCCCAGGAGUUUUGGUUCCCAACUUGAGAAAGAAGAUGAGAAGAAGCAAGAGGUGGUAGAUAAAGCAAUCAAGCCCAAUGUGGAAGCCACGCUGGACUCCAUCCAGCGGAAGCUGCAGGAGAAGCGGGCAGAGAGCAGCCGUCCCGAGGACAUUAAGGCUCAGAGCAUGCUGGGACAGCUGGUCGCCUGGCUUCUCAGCUCUCUUGUUCUUGCUUUCCAGGUCACCAAGAACGAACGACAGGUUAUGAAGCCACUCUAUGACAGGUACCGGCUGGUCAAACAGAUCCUGUCCCGAGCCAACACCAUGCCCAUCAUGGGUUCCCCUUCCAGCAAGCGGAGAAGCCCUUUGCUGCAGCCCAUUAUCGAGGGCGAAACUGCUUUCUUCUUCAAGGAGCCAAAGGAAGAAGAGGAGGGUUCAGAAGACGAUAGCAACACCAAGCCAGACUUCACAGUCACUCUGAAAACCGAGUUCAGCGCUCAUUGCUUUCUCGACCAAUUUGAAGAUGGCGCGGAUGGGUUUAUUUCCCCGAUGGAUGAUAAAAUGCCAUCAAAGUGCAGCCAGGACUCCGGGCUUUCAAACCUGCAUGCUGCUUCCAUGCCAGAACUCUUGGAACACCUUCAGGAAAUGAGAGAAGAAAAGAAGAGGAUUCGAAAGAAACUUCGCGAAUUUGAGGACAAUUUCUUCAGACAAAAUGGAAGAAAUGUCCAGAAGGAAGACCGCACUCCUAUGGCUGAAGAGUACAGCGAAUACAAGCACAUCAAGGCGAAACUACGGCUCCUGGAGGUGCUCAUCAGCAAGAGAGAUGCUGAUUCCAAGUCCAUGUGAGGGGCAGCCCCGCCCGAGCAGAGGGGCCGGCGUGCACGGUGACCCUGCCUCCCCCGGGGAAGAGCCGCUCUGCAGACACUGGGAGGCAGCCUCAGAGCUGGACCUGCAAAGUAUGGAGCCCUUCCGCCUCCAAGCCUUGGGGGCGGCUCGUCUCCAUCGUCGGCCUUAGAAGCCACCUGCUGGGAGAAGGCCGCGCUGGUCCUGACUUGGGAAUCCUGUAAGGAAAAGUCGGGUCCCUGCGUUCACGGCACUCGGACACUCGCGGGAGCCUUUCUGACACUAGCGGUGAUGAAUCACUGCGUGGAGGCACCUCAUCCACAGAGGAUGUGCACUCUGCCCCCAUGGCUAGACGAAUGCAGUCUAACUUCGAUGAGACCCAGCUCGGGCCUUCCGGGAGCAAACUUGCUGGGCAGCUCCCUGUGCUCUCGGGGCCCCGUAAAUGGGGCCGUGCACUGCAGCCCUCUUUGCCGCCUCGGCCAAUCCUGUGACCUGUCCACGGAGCGGCGCCUUCCCCACGCGUGUGAAUUGUUCUCGUCAGCUCUCGGGGCGAUGGAAGCUGCGUCUGCCCAGAGAAGCAGCGCAGACAUCUCUGCCCGUGUGCUUCGAGGCGCCCUCCGCUGCCCCGGAACCGUGAUCCCUGCGGGCCUGGGUCACCGCAGAGGACAAAGGGAGGGUGGCAGGAGCUACGCUGACGCCGAUUUUUAAAUCCGGUAACAGGGUGACGCGCCGGGAGAGGCCUUUCCUGAACGUUGGCUGCACUCACCAUCUUGGGAUUUGAGCAUCAGACAGCGAGGCCAGCGUGUUGUGUGGGCUCCCGUGUGGGGCUCGGUCUCGUGUUGGCAUCAGCCACGCGGGAAGGGCCUUGUUUCACUCUUAGCCGAAGUGCAUGAGGAUCGUGAGAGAGAGAGAGCGAGCACCCGUGUUCUCAGCCACCUGAGUACUUACCAGGUGUUCGUGUUUUUUUUUUUAAGUAAACCUGCACUAAAAUCCCCUCCCUCGGGGGUAAAUGUGGCCCUUGGAUCGCAGCCCAAGGCAGACUCUAAAUCACACUAUUUCAAGAUCAUGUAUAAAGAGAACAAAUGAUGUGUAGCCGAUUAUGAUAAUUUUUUUCAAAGACUGUGUCACAAAGCUGUCUAUAUUAGACAUUAUGGAGGGACCAGGGAACUUCAGACACCAAAUCAUUCAUCUCCACAGUGUGCGGACAUCACCUCGUGAUUUGUGUUACUUUUUACACUUUUAUGUCCGCACCAGGGAAAGUGGAUUCUGGUUCGGUCCGUCCUGGGUCCGCCCUGUGCGCUGCGAGGCCGGGCAGGGGUCCGCACACCGCUGCAGCCGCUGGUUGCCGGGAGGGGGCGCUCCGGCAGCUCUGCCUUUUGAAGACAGUGUUGCAGGUUGAACAGGACCACGGGACCCCCACCUCUGUGUUGUGCCAUUUUGUGUGUGUGUUUUUAAAAAGAAGAAAACAUAAAACUCUAUUGACCAUUUGUCAGUUUCAGAAAACGGGUUCUUGAGAAACUGGUCAGAUGGGAUUUACAGCAGCAUUCCCCCUCGCUAAAGUGAGGGGGCAGCUCUGUCAACUGCAAACUGUUCGAGCUGAGAUGGGUGAGAAAGAACGCCUCCAAGUUUGCUCCUAAGUAUGUUUCUGUAGGAGCGUGAGCAAUGUGUCCGAAGCGCCCUGGUCUCAUCCACACACUUAAAGACGGUACCUAACCUUGUAAAUGUAAAGGCAAAUGAAAAUAUAGUUUGGUAUUCUCUGCUCUACUGUUUACAUUGCAGAUUGCUAUAAUUUCAAGGAGUUAUAUUAUAAAUAAAAUGACGCACUUUAGGAUGUUUUCUAUUUUUGAAAUCAGAAAAUCAUUCACAUGACCAAAAAUUGUAUUUUUAAAAGAAAUACAUGCCUCGUCUGCCCCUUGUAAAUAAUUGUUCUCUUAAAUAAGCUACGAUGGAAAUCACAUCAUGACCAGCUGAGUGUUAAAGCACAUCUGUUUAAAAGUAUUGUUUUGAAAAUACUAACAUGCAAAGGAAUUUAUAAAGAGGAAAAGUUAUAUAAAUGAGAAGUUUGUAAAUGUUUCGAAAUCUACUGUUUCUGCCAAAGGUAAGUUAUGUAAAAGAUUUAUUCAGGAAACCCCAUUCAAAUUUGUAUGAUUCAAUAAAAGACACCAAGUUACAGUAA